GUUCCGAAUCUAGUAAGUCCGCUCCCACUUACAAGUCAUUAUGGAUAGAGUAGUACUUGGAGUUGUUCUGUCUAUCAAGGUAUAUCGUUCUAUCGGUGUCUGCCCCUCCAAGCAGCCCCUCCAUAUUCUUCAGGUCUAGAAAAUUCCAAGACAAACUUUUAUUAAAUAGCAAUCGACAUAAAAUUUCACGAUGGGACGUCCUAAGCGAAAUGUUCUCGCGGCCGCAGAGGCUGCAUUGACACCUCCUGAUUCUCUUGAGCCCAACCAGUCUCUCGUUCGCGUUGUCAAGCCUGAAGGAAACAACCUCUACACGUGUGAGCUUCCAAACGGCAAAACCCUUGUACUGGAACUGGCCCAGCGAUUUCGAAACACCAUUUGGAUCAAGCGCGGCGGGUUUGUUUUGGCUGAACGAUACGAAGAUGGCAAGGAGGACACUCGGGCAGAGGGAGAAAUUGUAAAUGUUGUCCGUGAUGAGAAGGCUUGGCGCAAACAGCCAUAUUGGCCCAAAGAGUUUGUCAAAAACACAUACGACAUGAGCGACUCCGAGGACGAAUCCAAUGUCGGGAAGAUGCCCCCCAGUGACUCCGAAGAUGAGUGAAAAUGCACUUCUAGAUCCAGAUCUAUUUGUUCUUAUCAUCAAUGUUCCCGACUUGGGCUGCGGGAGCGGGAACGGCACGUCUGGCUGUUCCCAGAUAGACCAACACAACUGUCGCCAGCAUUGUGUUCACAGCGAUGGUUGAGCUGAGGUCGGUGCUUGGGUAUACAUUCCAGGCCCAUUCCUGCGCGGCCCAGAUAAUUGCCACGAUGAUGGGGUCUUCGGUGGCUCGCCAGAGGAGAUAGGGUGUUGCCCAGGCGAGAUAGGCAUAGAAUUGGUAGUGCAGUGACCGAGCGAACAGCAGACCAAUGAGGUUGGCGGUGAGCAUCGUUGUCAUGACGUACUCAGGGGUGACGUAGUGAGAGAUGCGAAGCUGUUCCUGCAUGGUAAACGGGGACUUGAGUCGCAAGAAGGAGGGUAUCAGGUCGUAGAGCGAUCGUCCAGUUGGUUGGAUCCAUCUUUUGGAGAUGAAUAUCAAGAGCACCAGAAUAUGGCAGGCCAGAAGAGAUAGAGCAAAAUACUUGCUGAGGAAAACUUCCUCGCCCAACAUGCGCCAGUUGACCGUCCACUUGAAUUGAAACUGUCGUGAUAGUUCAAAAGCCCGAGCCGCAUACCCACGAGGGUUCUUAGUGAUAAACGGAAGUCCAAUGGCGAACUGAAUCUGGGCCAUGAGCCAUGCGAGACGAAGGCUAGGCCAUAACCCUCUACCCAGAAAAAGGAUGACGCCAAUAGCAGGUAGAACCAGUAGUAGCGACAUCUUGAUUCCAAGACCCCAAGAAUAUACUAGACUUCCAACGGUCCAUUGUCGGCGUUGGAAAAGAAAGAUGGUUAGCCAUAGGAAGAAAACGGCGAAGCAG
Fusarium odoratissimum NRRL 54006 is the source of this 1452-nucleotide messenger RNA. RefSeq lists its product as uncharacterized. The record is from RefSeq and is a predicted model, not a curated record. NCBI's taxonomy places the organism in Eukaryota, Fungi, Ascomycota, Sordariomycetes, Hypocreales, Nectriaceae. The transcript has 2 exons. Bases 191 to 598 code for a protein of 135 amino acids. Gene Ontology annotation, molecular function: RNA binding; translation initiation factor activity. Gene Ontology annotation, cellular component: nucleus. Gene Ontology annotation, biological process: translational initiation.